Molecule: messenger RNA, 1829 nt
Organism: Equus caballus (horse)
Lineage: Eukaryota; Metazoa; Chordata; Mammalia; Perissodactyla; Equidae
Source: RefSeq, a predicted model, not a curated record
UGGAAAAUGACAUGUUUUUAUUGCUAUGUUUGCAGUGGCUUUUUAGCACAGUAAGAAUGUCCCCGCUGGCCCCCCGCCCUCACCCAGCCCCACCCCUCCAGCCAACGUCAGGGUCUGGGGGAAGCCCUUCUGGGGUCCUCUCGGCUGCCUCGGGAUUGGACGUGACACAGACGGGGGUUAAGUACAGCUGCUACCUGGAAGACUUGAGACAUGGAAAGUGCGUCAGCCUUCAGCUCGCAGGUGGCAGCCGUGGCCGGGAUCCCUUCCCCGGCUGGGGCCCACCUCAGAUCCCUGCAGUCUGCCCAGCGCAGGGGGCAGGGUGUAAGCAAGCCUGAGCAUGCCAGGUGAGCAGCCCCAGAUCCACCCGGACAGAACACGGCAUCCGUCAACUUGUGGGCAAGGGGGGAGUGUGGGGACAGAGACACCCCUCCCCCAGGCAAUGCCGCCCCCCAGCCCUGCCGUCAUCCCCAGCCCCGCCCACCUCCAGCCGCGCCUUUCCUGUUGACUUGACCCCCUUCCAGACACAGAAGGACACCAGCACCCAGCAGGCCAGCAGACACAGGGUCACCUCCCAGUUGAGGACCCCUGGCACCUCCAGCCCCCCAGAGGGCUGCAAGACUUUGCUCCCGGGGGAGGGAGAGCCCAUGAGGGCUGUGCCAGCAGAGGGCAAAGCGACGGAGAGCUGUCCCAGGGGUGGUGCUCCCCCUCGUGCAGCCCUGGAGGCCAGCUGGUCCCUCCUGGGCCCUGCUACUCGCAGACUCGGGCCACGUGUGGAGCCCAGAGAGGGGGACAGGCCGCCCGGCCCAGAGGAGCCCGACUCCCUCCCGGAACUCGAUGACAGGACACUGGCGGUCGGCAGGCUGGUCACAGGCGAGGUCGGCCCGGCGGGCAGCAGCCCGGGCUCCCAGGCGCAGGACGCACGCCUGGGGCGGGGCAGCCUUGGCAGGAAACCGCCACGUGCCCAGCGGCCUCAGGAGAGGGAUUUUCGGGGGAAUGGUGGCAGGACCUGUUUGCGCAGGCGCUGGGAGCCCGAGUGACGUCAUGCGCCGCGGGGGCAGCUUCUUGAGGGCGCCUCAGUCUCUUCCGGGCUGUCCCGGGAUCUCGGGGGCCAGGGCCAGGCCAGCUUGGCGGGAACCAGCCACGUGGGGGCUGCUUGCGCAGGCGCACUGGGCAUCCUGCGUUGCCUUGCGCGCGAAGGGGCGGAGCUUCGUGAGGGAGCCGCAGUCUCUCGGCGGCUGGCGGGGCGGGGCGGGUCGGUGGAGUGUAGGAGCGCGUUGGUGUUGGGCUCUGGGGGACGGCACGGCAGCCAUGCAAGCAGCAGACGGCGACGACGACAACGACGGCGCGGGUGGCGCCGUGGGCGGUUCAGAAGACCUGAGCAGCCAGCAUAGCCCCCGAGCUCCCGACUGCCAGGACAGCUCAGGCUGCCUUGAAGGCCAGGGUGGCAGCGAAGGAGCAGUGGACGAAGCAGCCAUUGCUCUUCUCCGGGCAGAUGGACUGCUGAAGACCCUGGCCUCCUCCAGAUUUCCAUCAACUCCUUCCUGGACCAGCUUGCCCUGGUGGUGGGGAGCAUUCAGCACUUUGGACUCCCACCUCCGCUUAGCUUAGGCUGAAGAAAGGGGACUGAGGCCAAACCGUUUUGUCCCCUACUAAGCAAGGCGUAGGGAAUUGAUACUUGGAGUACUUGCCACUUUAAUAUUGGGAUCUAAUUUUUUGCCUGUACUGGCCCUUGGUAUCUCUUGGUCCACUUGUUUUAUUUCCCCGUUGCUGGAGGAGGGGAUGAUUAAACGUUUGUUACAGCAGAAAAUAAAACUGAGCUUCUAUUUUGU